Molecule: messenger RNA, 612 nt
Organism: Amoebophrya sp. A25
Lineage: Eukaryota; Dinophyceae; Syndiniales; Amoebophryaceae
Source: the annotation of a GenBank genome assembly
AGCGUCGCACGUUAUCCACUUCGAUCAUUGGUGGAAUCCGGCUGUUGAAGACCAAGCGACGGAUCGCGCUUAUCGUAUCGGGCAGACCAAGAAAGUGUUCGUGUAUCGUCUACUAGCCGCUGGGACUCUUGUUAUGGUGGAUGAGUAUGUAAAGAUGCGUCAUUUUUUUCGUAAUUUCUUUGAUAAAAGAGUCUCAAUCUAUAUUUUCUUGACAGUUCUUGUGUCUAAAUUCGAAGACCGCAUCAUGACCAUGGUGUCCAAGAAGCGGAGCCUGCAGGAACGUGCUGUCACGAGUGGCCCAGAAGCAUGGCUCACGGAAAUGAGUACGGAGGAGCUGCGCGACCUAGUCUCUCUGUCCUCAAACCCAGCGGGAGGAGAGCAAGGACGGGCAAGCACCAGCGCUAGUAGUCGCCGCCGCAGCUCGGGCAACGCAUUUGCGGACGUACGAGUCGUGCGAUCGAGAGAGGAGAUGCGAUUGUAGUAAUGAUGUGAUCCAGUUUAGGACUUAGGAGGUAAACCAAACAAAGCGCAUGUUGUCAAGCAAGAAAGCCACUUUUUUUGUUACAACGAAUUAUCCGAAGCCGCUACAUCAAGGCGGUGGCUCAACUACGC